Molecule: messenger RNA, 2268 nt
Organism: Eremothecium sinecaudum
Lineage: Eukaryota; Fungi; Ascomycota; Saccharomycetes; Saccharomycetales; Saccharomycetaceae
Gene: NAB3
Product: Nab3p
Exons: 1
Coding region: 1-2268 (755 amino acids)
Molecular function (GO): RNA binding
Source: RefSeq, a predicted model, not a curated record
AUGUCAGAGGAUAAUAAGCUACAGGCUAUUAUGUCUGCUUUAAAGAAGAGUCAACAGGGAGGAUCGGGAAGUUCUGACUCUGAUGACAAGAAGGAAGCGGCGUAUGUCCAUCGUGAGUCUACUUACGAAGAAGACAAUGAUGUGAAUUUGUACAGUGAGGAUCAAGGUGAUGAAUCAGACAACAAAGACGAAAAGCAAGAUUUAGAGCAAGCGACAGAAACUAGUGAGGGACAAGGAGAACAGUACGAUCCACUGCAAAUAGAAGAGAGUGAGAGCGACAGCGACAGCGAAGAGAAUCAAGGUUCAGUGGAGGAAGAAGAGAAACAGAUUUCCCAAGAUGGAUCAAGUUUAGGUGAUAAUGACAGUAAUAGUGCUGAAAAUGAGGAACCUGAACAGCUGGAAGGGGUACUUGAUGAAAAUGAUGAGAAGGAAAACGAUGAAGAAGAGGAUUCCAGUGAUAGUUUUAAGAAAGAGAACUCGUCCAUAGUUAAGUAUGACGACUCUUCGAAGCAGUACGAAAAUUCAUCGCUUGGCAUUAAGGAACAAAGUAUUACGGACAAGUUAGGAAACGUGGACAAUCAACUUUUGCAGAAACAGGUUAAAUAUAUUUUAGACAGUGAUAUGCUUUCCCUACCGGAGUUUAAAGAGCUCUCUGCACAAGAAAAGGUUGUGGCUAUUAUAACUUUAUUGAAUUCAAACGUCGAAACAGCUAUGCCUACCAAGUCAGUUUCUCCGGUUGUUAGUGAUGCUUUAAGCAGAAGGCGGUUUCCACGUCCUGACAUGUCUCAGUCCAUGACUCCUGAAGAAAGGCAAAGGUACUCUGAGUACCUCCUUGGAGAAAAUCGGAUAACAGAGAUCGAACAUUUUCCACCAAAGUCGAGGCUAUUUAUUGGUAACUUGCCUUUGAAGAAUGUAACAAAGGAAGACUUGUUCAGGAUAUUCUCCCCUUAUGGUCAUAUAUUCCAAAUUAACAUUAAAAAUGCAUUUGGUUUUAUUCAAUACGAUAAUGCGCAAUCAGUGCGGGACGCUAUCGAGUGUGAAUCAAAUGAAAGCAACUUUGGUAAGAAACUAAUUUUGGAGGUUUCUAGUUCUAACAGUAGACCCCAAUUUGACCAUGGUGAUCAUGGCACUAAUAGCAGUUCUACAUUCGUCACUUCCAGUAAAAGACCAUUUGAUGAGCAAGAUGACGAAGACGAUAUGUACAGUGACAAUCACUAUAAGAAGACUAAGAAACGGAUUCCGCAAUGUAUGAUUUUAGUAAAGAGAACAGCAGACCGUGCAUACGCUAAUGAAGUUUUCAAUAACUUCAGAAAUGGAUCGGAUCUUGAGACUGAUAUGGUUUUCUUAAAGCCUAAGAUGGAAUUGCGGAAGCUAAUUAAUGAUGCAGCUUAUGACGGUGUAUGGGGUGUUAUUUUGGUGAACAAGACUAGAAACGUUGACAUUCAAUCUUUCUACAAGGGUCCUCAAGGUGAGACAAAAUUUGAUGAGUAUAUCAGUGUUUCAUGUGAGGACUCAAUUGCAAUUUUUAAUAAUUUGAAAAAUACUAGAGCUGCUGGUGGAUCCAUAUCUCCUCAUUUACAACAGCGUGGUCCAUUAUCCCAACAAAGGCAGCAGAAGCAGCAGCAUCUCCAGUCGCAGCCUCAGCCUCAACCUCAGCCUCAACCUCAGCAGCAGUAUUAUGGAGCAUACGGUAUGCAAUCACAGCAACCUCCAUAUAUGCCGCCGCAGCAAAUGUUUGGACCAAUGGCUGCUGUGCCACCUCCACCACCACCACCACCGCCACCUCAGCAAAGACAGCAGUAUCCUGCCAUGCAAUCUUAUGGUACCUUUGCUCCCCAACAGCUUCCAAUGGCUGCAUCAGGUCAGGCGAAUAGUCCAAUGGACCAAUCUCAGCUUCUAGCGGCAAUCCAACAUCUACCACAAAAUGUAAUAUCGAGCUUAUUGUCUAUGGCUCAGCAACAACCAAAUCAACAGCAGCAAGUCCUAGGUCUCAUUCAACAGCUCCAAAACAAUCCUCAAGGUCAACAGGCAGCACAACAGUUAGCUGGUACAAUGGGUUAUCCAUACGCGGGAUAUGGUGCUGCUUCUCAAACUCCACCUGUUAUGGCUGGUUCUCCUCCCCCUCAGCAGCAUCAGCUCCCUCCUCAACAGCAACCGCCAGCACAGCAGCAGCAACAGAAACAUCAACCCGUACCUCAACCACAGUCAAAUCAACCUGGAAGUAGUGUACAAAGUCUUCUAGACAGUCUUGCUCAAUUACAGAAGUGA